AUGAGGAUCACUGGGACAACGCUGCUGCCGCUCCUGCUGGCGACAGCCACGGGUCAACAUGUCAAGCUGCCCGGCUCCGCAGUCGAGCCACGCUGGGCGACAGCCGAUCACCGUGCCUCGCCAAGAGCCGACAACUCGUCCGCUUGGCCGUACGGUCCCUUCAGCACCAAGGGCAGGGACAUCGUUAAUUCCCGGGGCGAGGUCAUCACCUGGGCUGGGGUGAACUGGCCCAUGAGCGGCGAGACCAUGGUGCCUGAGGGUCUGGAGUGGGCUUCCGUGGACGACAUCCUCGACGAUGUGGCCAGUGUUGGGUUCAACUUCCUCCGCAUGGGCUACGCUAUUGAGAUGGUCGACCAGGUUUACGAUCGCGGUGGCCAGGACGUCCCUCUAGAGGUUGCCAUGAUCCAGGCUCUUGGAUAUGUGAACGGCACAAAGGUCACGAAUGAGAUAAUCUCCAAGAACCCUUCCUGGACGCGGGAGACAACCAGGUUCGAGAUCUGGAGUGACAUCGCCAACGCCGCAGCUGAGAAGGGCCUAUUUGUCCACCCAGACGUGCACACCGGCAAGGCCCAAUGGUGCUGCUCCCACGUCGACGGCACCGCUUGGUUCGAUGACCUGCACUUCAAUUCCAGCAACUGGCUGCGCGGCCUCUCGUACGUCGCAGAGUGGGCCAAGGGCCACCCGAACGCUGUCUCAAUGUCGCUCAGAAACGAGCUGCGAGAAUCGGGGAACGUCACGGACCUCUACUACAACUGGCAGACGCUCGUCGGCAACAUGAGCGCGGGCUGCGACGCGAUCCACGAGGCGAACCCGGACCUCCUCAUCACCUGGUCAGGCAUGCAAUACGAUCAAGACCUCUCGGCACUCACGACGAGGAAGAAUAUCCUCACCGCUCCAUGCUACAAGUGCACGGCGAUCAGGGACGCCCAGCGCCGGGAACCCGUCUACUUUGAUCUCGACAGCUAUCCCUGGGCCGACAAGCUGGUCUGGGAGCUGCACCUAUACAGCUCCAGCGAGGAUGUCGACACCGGCACCUGUGAGAUCAUCGAGGCAGGGCUGUACCGCAACGGCUUCAACGCCCUCGGCAUAGACCCUCCCCCGGCCUGCAACAUCACCAACGACUGCCCGCCCGCUCAGCGCAUCGCCCCGGUUGUGCUCACAGAGUUCGGACACGCACAGGACCCCAGCAUGUACAACGUCACCCUGCAGAGCUGCCUCAAGGAGUAUACCAAGAAGCACGGUGUUUCUUGGGCCAUGUGGAGCCUUGCUGGCAGUUACCGCAUCAGAUCCGGUACCCAAGGGCUUAUCGAUACUUGGGGCCUGACGAACUUCAACUGGACCGGGUGGAGCUUUCCCGAGGGCAUAGAGGAAUACUGGAAGCCUUGGGUUGCGGCUAUGAAUGUCACCAGGCCAAAUUGA
Diaporthe citri is the source of this 1419-nucleotide messenger RNA. RefSeq lists its product as uncharacterized. Lineage: Eukaryota; Fungi; Ascomycota; Sordariomycetes; Diaporthales; Diaporthaceae. The transcript has 2 exons. The record is from RefSeq and is a predicted model, not a curated record. The coding region runs from base 1 to 1419 and encodes 472 amino acids.